UGCUAGGGAAUUAGACACGUGGAUCACUUUGGGUUCAUCUGCAGAGAGUCUUCAGAAAAUGGAGGCUUCCACUUUGUUUGCUAUGUGUUUCAGUGUACGGAUGAAGCACUGGUUGAUGAAAUCAUGAUGACAUUGAAACAGGCUUUCACUGUAGCUGCAGUGCAACAGACUUCCAAGGCCCAGCCACAGCUCUGUGAAGGAUGCCCUCUGCAAAGCUUGCAUAAACUCUGUGAAAAGAUAGAAGGGCUACAUCCUUCUAAGACUAAACUAGAACUACAGAAGCAUCUGACAACACUAAAUACCCAGGAACAAGCCUCAGUUUUUGAAGAGGUUAAGAAAUUAAGACCAAGAAAUGAGCAAAAAGAGAAUGAGCUGGUUAUCUCUGUUUUGAGAAACAUGUACGAAGAAAAGCAGAAGGACCAUGUUCAUAUUGGAGAAGCAAAGCAGGUAAGUAAUCAUUCAGUUUCUGCUCAUGUGUCUAGCAGUACGUCAAGGUUCAGAUUAGAUAUGUUAAAGAAUAAAGCAAAAAGAUCUCUGACAGAAUCAUUUGAAAAUAUUUUAUCACGUGGCAGUAGAGCCCGAGGUCCACUAGAGAGUUCUGCGAGUGUGGAUUUGGAGAGCUCUGUGUCCAGCACGUUAAGCAGCACAAGUAAAGAACCACCUCCAUGUGAAAAAGAGAGAGAGAGGCUUCCUACCCUUCCUCCAGAAAACUCUGUCAAGAGCAGUGGCUCAGUGGGUGACCUGUCCAGUGACCAGGAUAGUUACCCUGCUGAGCAGGCUGCCAAGUUACCUCAGCAGAGCUUUCGACGGCGAGCGAACACGUUGAGCCAUUUGCCAACAGAAAGCCAGGACUCUCUGGAGCCAGUUGAAAAGUCACCGUCUGUUCCGCAGAGGAAACUUAUGAGUGACUACGAAUCCCAACACGGCCAGCAGGCUGCUGGAGCUGACAGCCCCGUGAGGACUCGGCGGCAUUCGUGGAGGCAGCAGAUAUUCCUGCGCGUGGCGACGCCGCAGAAAGCGUGCGACUCCCCCGGCCGAUACGAUGAUUACUCUGAGUUGGGAGAGCUUCCACCCAGAUCUCCCCUAGAACCAGUGUGCGAAGAUGGCCCUUUUGGGCCAGUGAAAGAAGAGAGGCAACGAACACCUCGGGAGCUCCGUGAGCUGUGGAAGAAAGCCAUUAUUCAGCAGAUACUGCUGCUCAGGAUGGAGAAGGAAAAUCAGAAGUUACAAGCCUCAGAAAACAAUUUGCAGAACAGACGUCUGAAACUUGACUAUGAAGAAAUCACACCCUGCUUAAAAGAUGUAACUUUGAUUUGGGAAAAAAUGUUGAGUACACCUGGAAGGUCAAAGAUUAAAUUUGAUGCGGAAAAAAUACAUUCUGCUGUUGGGCAAGGUGUACCUCGUCACCACCGUGGAGAGAUUUGGAAGUUUUUAGCGGAGCAAUACCAUCUUAAACACCAGUUUCCAUGCAAACAACCACCAAAGGACACUCCGUAUAAAGAGCUCCUGAAACAACUAACUUCCCAGCAACAUGCAAUACUUAUUGACCUAGGACGCACAUUUCCAACACAUCCAUACUUCUCAGCACAGCUGGGAGCGGGGCAGCUGUCACUCUACAAUAUUCUGAAAGCCUAUUCCCUCUUGGACCAGGAAGUAGGAUAUUGCCAGGGCCUUAGCUUUGUAGCAGGUGUUCUACUACUUCAUAUGAGUGAAGAAGAUGCAUUUAAAAUGCUGAAGUUUCUCAUGUUUGACAUGGGCCUGAGAAAACAGUAUCGUCCUGACAUGACUAUUUUACAGAUCCAGAUGUAUCAACUGUCUAGACUUCUUCAUGACUACCACCGAGAUCUCUACAACCACCUAGAGGAACACGAGAUUGGUCCCAGUCUCUAUGCUGCUCCAUGGUUUCUCACCAUGUUUGCUUCUCAGUUUCCCCUCGGAUUUGUGGCCAGAGUAUUUGAUAUGCUGUUUCUUCAAGGGUCAGAGGCUAUAUUUAAAGUUGCCUUAAGCCUUUUGGGAAGCCACAAACCCUUGAUUCUACAACAUGAGAACCUAGAAACUAUAGUUGAUUUUAUUAAAAGCACUCUUCCAAACUUGGGUUUGGUACAGAUGGAAAAGACCAUUAGUCAGGUGUUUGAAAUGGAUAUUGCCAAGCAGUUGCAAGCUUAUGAAGUUGAAUACCAUGUGCUUCAGGAUGAGCUUAUAGAUUCAUCUUUAAAUGACAAUCAGAGACUGGAUAAAUUAGAAAAGGCAAACAGUAGCUUGCGCAAACAGAACUUUGAUCUCCUGGAAGAACUACAGGUGGCUAAUGGAAAGAUCCAAAACCUGGAAGCCACUGUGGAGCUUUUACUGACCAAUGAAGGCAAACUGAAGGAGUCAAUUCUCACUCUUGAACAGGAGCGGGAAGCUUUACUGAACACAGUGCAAAAGUUGCAGAAAAAGAUCAGUGAUACAGAUGGGAAACCUGCACUUAUUAGGCAAGAGCACAUGGAUGCUGACUGACAGCUGCAGUUGUAAUGGAGCAGACCAGCUGAGCAAAAAGCAAAGGGAAGAACUGAGGCUUUUUGUACUGAUAACACAGAGACAUGACACUGUCAUCCUCACUGUUGCACGCCUUCCUGUAGCAAAGCAAGGCAUGGGCAUGGUGACUGCCCAAAUCAGAGAAACGAGGUC
Tinamus guttatus (white-throated tinamou) is the source of this 2670-nucleotide messenger RNA. The record is from RefSeq and is a predicted model, not a curated record. NCBI's taxonomy places the organism in Eukaryota, Metazoa, Chordata, Aves, Tinamiformes, Tinamidae.